Frankliniella occidentalis (western flower thrips) is the source of this 3571-nucleotide messenger RNA. RefSeq lists its product as uncharacterized. The record is from RefSeq and is a predicted model, not a curated record. NCBI's taxonomy places the organism in Eukaryota, Metazoa, Arthropoda, Insecta, Thysanoptera, Thripidae.
CUGUGGGGGCUGAUCCGCCAGGGCUUCAAGUGCCGCGACUGCGGCAUCAACGCGCACAAGCACUGCAAGGACCUGGUGGUGAUGGAGUGCCGGCCCAAGCAGCACGGCCAGCACGGCGGCCUGCACGGCCACGACGGCGCGUCCUCGCACCACUCGUCGAGCCACGCCAUCACGUCGCGCCGCCGCUUCCGCCGCAAGAAGAAGUCGUCCGUGUCCGAGUCCGAGUCGUCGCCGCCCAGCCCCAAGUACUCGGUGGCCUCGGUGGGCUCGCAGAGCUCGCAGGGGUCGCAGAGCUCCGGGCUGAGCUCGCUGCCGGGGCUCGGGCCGGGCUCGCUGGCCGGGGACCGCGAGGAGCAGAUCGAGGCGCUGGACUGCCCCGGCCAGCCGCUGCUCGGGGGGCAGCUGGGGACGCUCGGCGGCUCGCUGCCCUCCAGCCCCCAGCCCAUGGCCAUGUGGGGCCCGGGCCCGCGGAGAAAGAUCAGCGACUCGCUGCUCGUGCCCAACUCGCACGCCGCACACGCCCUGGGCCGGAGCCUCCGCGCGCAGAACAGCUGCCCGGAGACGUCGGUGCCGCUGUGCUGCUCGCGGCUCCACUCGCACGGGUACGGGUCCGGCGGCCCCGCCCAGGGCCUCGCCCACCACCGGGAGAGGGAGGUGGCCGUGUCGCACCUGGUGCACCCCCCCUCCACGUCACUGCUGCACUCAGCCACCAUCCACUCCCCACCGACGUCCCUCCUGCUGCACCAGUCGGGCGGCCCCGUCCUCGGGGGGACCCUGGGGAUGGCGGCCAGCCUCGGCGCACUGCCCGCCCCCCUAGAGCCCGCCGGGCUGAGCACGGUAGAGACCCUCCAGCACAAGCUGCAGGCGUCCGAGGAGCAACGCCACUGGCUGCAGCGCGAGAAUCAGAUGCUGAGCCAGCGCAUCGAGGAGCUGCUCCGCGAGAACCAGUCCCUGCGCGAUCAGAUGGGCCACGAGCGGGUCACCACGGCGGCCUACAUCAUGCGCCAGAUGGACACGAUGCACCUGCAGCGCGACACCCACGUGUAGCCCGGCGGCCUGGCUGCCCAUUUACCGGGAACGGCUUUCCUGUUACUCGUAAGACACACGUCACAGAAAUAACGCGCUGGGCGCUUAUGUAUAUUUUAACGAUGUUUCACAGUUGUGACCUGAAACUGAAUGUGCUGCACUAGCACGGCUUGAAUCUCGUCUUAUUGUUUAGGAGGAGGGAAUUCCCAGUCCCCCCAUAGUGAGACUGUUGUUUUAUUAUGGAUCUCGCUGGCGAGAUGUGGAGAAAGUGAGUUGUUGCUUUUCUCAACGUGAUGAGGUAUUCCCAAAGAUGUUCGGCAGGUAUGUGUGCUAAUUUAAGCCCCUAAUUUAACCAGUCAAUUUUUUCAGCGACGAGCUCCUUUCAUAUUGGAGUUCUGCGUUGAGUAUGAAUCUUAUCAAUUUCUUGCCCAUGAAUGCUAGGAGAGAACUGAUUACUCUCUGUUUUGAUGUGCCGCGCGAAGUACGUAUACGAUCUCACACUUAUGUAACAAGGUUUACAUUAAGGAUAUAGGGAAAUGGCAAUAUUCUCUGCACUAGUAUAAGCGUAGACUAUGUAAAAAGUAAUAGAGAAGGUUGUUUUUUAUACAUUAUAAACUUUCUUCUUAGUAUUUGACAUUUCGUCUCUUGCAUUCCUGAUAUGUUUAUUGACAUUUACUAGGAUUUUGCUUGAACCAGCUGGCUCAGAAUCUUUUCCAAAUAUUUUUAACUCUCCAGAUCUGAACAAAUCUUGAAAUUAUAGAUUGAGUUAUAUUUUAUGUGUCAUAAACGAUUGAUUAUGAAAGUAAUGUGAUAAAUUCCAGAAUGCACUUCUGCUCCCAAUGUGGUAUUUGAAAGAAGAAUUUAAAAUAGGGAAUUUAAGAGUGCUAAUUGUUAUAUUUUCUGAUGCAUCAUCAAGAGAACGAUUUUUUUAGCAUUUUAUUGAAAAAACUUGGGCUUUCAAUUGAGUGAGUAUUGAUAUCCGAAAGACAGUUAAUCUAUAUUGAUAAAACUACAGUGAUAGUAAAAAAAAUACAUUACUGUGUAAGGUGUGUAAAAGGGCUUUUGACCAGCAUUCUGUUCUGACAAGCGAAGUAUUAAAUGAGACCUGCUCGCACUUUUACAUUUCAAACAUUUUCUUAUAAAUUUGAUUACUUUAAAUGUAGCAAAGAUAUUUUUAAUCUUUUCAGCAAAACAAAUUUGAUGCAUGAUAUUUUUUAGAUAUUUUGAAACUUAUUUGACCGAAUCUAAAUCUCCAUAUCCCUCUUUUUGCCCCAAAUCUCUUAUAAGAGAUUAAGGCAAUGAGCUACUGUUCAAAUAUGUACAUUUUAAGACUAUAGUUUUGUAAAAUAUUUCGUAGAUGAGUGUGGUUUGUCUCUUACUCAUAAAUACUGUAUCCAUAUUUAAACAUUUUGACGGUUUGCAUUACUAUGAGUUAAUUCCUUUUUAACGGUUUCCGAUCCGUCUUCAGCCAGUUUCCAUCCGUUCUUGUGACUAUUUGUUAUUAUUUGCUUCUUUUGACAGUUUAGUUUGCUGUUGGACCAACGGUUUUAGUUCGGGACCAAGGAAAUUAGUUAGCAUGAGCUGAGGUUUGUACUUAAGUCAUGAUGUAUUUUUUGGUAUCCUUAUUGUCAUCCUAAAUUACAAUUUAUGUCUGAAACAUUUGUUUUACCGUCGUCGCCGCGUAAUUUAAUUGUAGAACAUUUGAGUGUUGUUACUUUUUAAAAGGAAUUUAUUAUUGAUAUUUUGAGGUAACAAUUGUGCAUUGAUGAGGACUUGUUUUCAACUAUCAGUUUUUUUAGCUCAUAUCAGACUUGUACAUUUUCGUGUUCAUAUUUUAAUUAUUUAGUAUAAACAUCAACAUUGGAUCAAACUGUGGGAGUAAAUGUUUGAAUUUUUUAUGGAGUGUCUGUGUAUUGACACAAAUGACAUUCAGAAUUUAAGGUGAGAAAAGUUGAUUUGGUGCACAUUAGAAGAAAAUGGAUCUGUAAAAUGUAACAUAAUACAUAAAUUUAACUUUGAAUCCAUGGCUACUACCAAGAUAAAAUUUCGUUAUAUUUGAAAAAUCAAAGCAAAACAUAAUCAAAUAAAUCCUAAGAGGACGACAAUGGAGAAAUAAUGGAUAAUUUGAACUUCCCUGCCCUGUUCCUGUAACGAAAGUACAAAUUAUAUUCAACCAGGUGUAUGUGGAUAUGAUAUGAAUCAUAAAGUGCAGUAAUAACAUGGGGUAAUAAAUUCUUCCAGUAUUCUCAUAUAUACUAUGUAAUUUUAAAACAUUACAUUGCUGUAGAUUUUUUCAGAGUAGCUUCCUGUCGUUUUUUUAAUAACUUGUUUGUGGCUAAAUCAUCAAUUAUAUAUUAUAUUUUUGUUUCACACCACAGGCAAACUCUGUUUCGAUGUUUCAAAGGCAACACUUGUUUUAAGGAUUAAAAGGAUUGGAAUCGUUUGAGUCAAGUGUUUCUCUGUGAAAGCUAGUUGAGUUUUUUUGAUCAUUGACCUGUUACCAAACGUAUCAUGCCAUAAACAAAUAAAGUAGGUACAUGUGAAA